Molecule: messenger RNA, 1587 nt
Organism: Alternaria burnsii
Lineage: Eukaryota; Fungi; Ascomycota; Dothideomycetes; Pleosporales; Pleosporaceae
Exons: 2
Coding region: 1-1587 (528 amino acids)
Source: RefSeq, a predicted model, not a curated record
AUGGUUCAAUUCACUGGUCUCACAGCGGUGCUGGCGUUUGCCUCCGCUGCCUAUGCUCAAUGCGGUUCCGGCACACCCGACGCACGGGUCACUGGAUCUGGUAGCUCUUACACAGCAACCAAAGGCUCGACAAACCUCUACACUGGCUCCGACUACCGCCUAGCCAUCCAACGUGCGCUCGAUGGAAUUAGCAGUGGACAGCGUGUUUCCGUCAUCGCGUCCGGUAACAUUGGCGCGAGCACCCUUACCAUCACGAGCGGAAAGACAUUCGAAGGCUGCGGGACUAUCACAGUUUCUCCCAAAAGCGGAGGAGGAAACAUUGAAGUGACUGAUCAGUCCGGGGUCAAGAUCCCUUACCUGACCAUGGCCGGUUCCACCUACUUUGGCAUGCGCUUCUCUGGUACCAAAGACCUAACCCUUGGCACCAUCAACUUCAAUCUCAAGGAAGGGAUGGGAAUUCGAUUCGAUCGUGACCGAGCGGCCAAUACAAACGUCAAGAUGGGCACCAUCACCUGCACCGGCGGCACGUCGCACUGCGUCGAGACAUGGAACAUUGACAAGCUUGAAGUCGGCUCCGUAAUCGGCAAGAAUGUCGGAGAGUGUGGCCUACUCGUUCAAAAGGUUACAAACGCAAACAUCGGCACCGUAGACUGCGACAACUGCGGCGCAGGCACCGGAUACGCCGCCUUACGUUUUGCUAACGAAGCUGGAAAGCUCAACGGCGGAUACGCAACUAAUAUCAAGGUCAACCGCGUCAAGGCUCGUGGUGGUGGUCGCGGAAUCUUCUGUGUCUCUGCUUCUGGUGGUGUGGAGAUUGGCACCAUCGAUGUCGCCAACACUGGCAACAACGCCAUCUUGCUCGAGAACUGCUACAAUGUAAACAUCAAGGCCGGUACCGUUAGCGGCGGUGGUGAAGUUCGUCUUGCCGCCAGGACCGAAUUUGCAAAUAGCAGGGACAUCGCGAUAGCCAUCAAGGUUGAUGGAACUACUGUGAGAGAGAGCCCUAACUUGGAAAAGAGCCCUUCGCAAAGAGACAACGAUGAAAUAGUCACACCUUGUACUGGUGCUGCUGAUUCGGCAACAUGGUGUUGCGGGUCUUCAAAUCAAUGCUGCGCUGAAAGGAGCACUAUCCCGCGAUACACGAUAGCGGCACGUUUCGGGGACCCUAUACCUACAGCGACUUCAUCGAUUGUCUCUUCAACCGUGUCGUCCAUGAUCUCGUCUUCGACAUCGACGCUGCCAGCAACGAGCACAGCGAUAGCCACCGGCAACAAUGAACUGUCUGUGGGUGCGAAAGCUGGCAUUGGUGUUGGGGCAACACUCGGAGCUAUCGCCUUGAUAGGUUUGGGGAUUUUCAUCGCUCAGGCGUUGCGAUGGCGUAAGAAAGCGCGAGAUGCGACUCCCUCGACUCGUGCACCUGAAGAGUACACGCCAAAGGACGUUUAUCGAUACGAACAGGAUGGCAACCCUGCGCAGUUAGCCUGCGGGGAAAGUGAACUGCACGAGCUGCCAGGAUCUGUGAGGGUUUCCGAGCUAGAUCAGGUUGCUUACAGUCGUCCAGUGGGCGGACUUGCUGCGAAAGCUUGA